Messenger RNA from Gadus macrocephalus (Pacific cod), 5222 nucleotides. RefSeq names its product ADAM metallopeptidase domain 8b (gene adam8b). Lineage: Eukaryota; Metazoa; Chordata; Actinopteri; Gadiformes; Gadidae. Gene Ontology annotation, molecular function: metalloendopeptidase activity; cell adhesion molecule binding. Gene Ontology annotation, biological process: regulation of cell-cell adhesion; proteolysis; inflammatory response. The coding region runs from base 188 to 2764 and encodes 858 amino acids. The transcript is spliced from 22 exons. The record is from RefSeq and is a predicted model, not a curated record.
UCCGGCGUCAUGUGGGACCACGAUAAAAAAGGGUGUUCCUCUUACGCAUUGAGUCGUCGCAAGUUGGCAGUUAACAGGCGGGGUUAACUGGAAGUGUAUUUUAUUGCGUCUUAUCUAUCUAUUGGUGCUGGACCACUGACCGACUUAGAUGUCCGAAUAAUAGUGUUGGUGGGCAAGAGGACGGACCAUGAAGGAGAACAGGGCAUUUUUACUAUGGAUUACAACGGUCUCUCUUGUAGAGUGCACACGAAUACUGUCACAUGUGGAGCGUUAUGAUGUUAUGGUUCCUCAAAGGCUGCACACCAGAGGAAAGCGGAGUCUCUUUACAGAUAAGCUCUACCCUGAUGUGCUAGGAUAUGAAUGGACCAUUGAUGGAAGGAACCACACAAUUCAUCUCGAAAAAAAUAGCCAUCUCCUUGGUAGAAAUUACACUGAAACAAAUUAUCUGGAAGAUGGAAGUCGUGUUACGACCCCAGGCAGUCAGGACCACUGCUAUUACCAGGGCCACAUCGAAGGCAUGAUGCACUCAUCAGUCAGUGUGGACAUCUGCCAGGGCAUUAAGGGCUUCAUAAGGGCCAGGCAGCAGGUGUAUUUCAUCGAGCCCCUGGGAGGCACUGAAGAUGGGGAUCACGCCGUGUACCGACCCGAGCACCUCAGAGUCAGCAGUGGCAGCAGUAGCAGCAGUAGCAGUAGUAGUAGUAGUAGUAGUAGUAGUAGUGGUAGUAGUAGCAGUAGUAGUAGUAGUAGUAGUAGUAGUAGCAGUAGUGGUAGUAGUAGUAGUAGUAGUAGUAGUAGUAGUAGUAGUAGUAGUAGUCGUAGUAGUAGUGGUAGUAGUAGUCCUGGAUCCAGAUCCUCUCCCAGCAGCUCAGAGGAUUAUGAGACGGACCAUGACCUGGGACCAAGGCUAUCAGGUCUCUUCAAGUCCAAAUCCUGGAAAAGAGAUCAAACUCCCAGCUCCCUGCGGUUUGUGGAGUUGAUCGUUGUCGUUGACAACGCAGAGUAUAUUAUAUUUGGAAGCCAGACAAGAGCCCGGGUUUUAGGAGCCGUAAAUCACAUUGACAAGUUGUACCGAACGCUAGGCAUUCGAAUUGUGCUGGUGGGCCUGGAGAUAUGGAACCACAGGAACUACAUCGACCUAGACCCCAACUCAGAGACCACCCUGGACCGGUUCCUUCUGUGGCGCCAAACCGACCUUCUGAAGAGGACACCACAUGACAACGCCCAGUUUGUCACUGGCGUCGAUUUUGAAGGCGACACCGUCGGUUUGGCAAACAAGUUUGCCAUGUGUACGGGAAAUUCAGGCGGGGUCAAUCAGGAUCACCAUGACAACCUAAUUGGCCUGGCGUCCACCAUUGCCCAUGAGAUGGGUCAUAACUUUGGCCUUUCCCACGACUCACCGGAGUGUGAGUGCACAUCGUCGCUCAUCGGUGGCACCUGUGUCAUGGCCGACAAGCUCAGAAAAGGAUCCCUGGCCUUCCCCGAGUUCUUCAGCAGCUGCAGCGAGGUGCAGCUCGCCGAGUUCCUGGAGAGAGCCCAGCCCAACUGCCUGUCCAGUCCCACCGGCGCCGACACCAUCGUCAUCGGCCCGCGCUGCGGGAACGCCAUACUGGACGCGGGCGAGGACUGCGACUGUGGCACCGCAGAGGAGUGCAGGAAUCCUUGCUGCGACGCAACGACGUGUCGUCUGGCCAUGGGCUCCCAGUGUGCUCAUGGAGAAUGCUGUACCAACAGCUGCCAGUUUAAAGAGGUGGCCAGCGUGUGUAGGGGGGCGGCCGGGGAGUGCGACCUACCCGAGUACUGCACCGGCCUGUCGGAGAAGUGCCCCGAGGACAGUUUCGUGAUGAACGGGAAGCCCUGCCAGAACCAAGACCGCGGCUUCUGCCACGACGGCCAGUGCCCCACUCACAGCCACCACUGCUGGAGGCUGUUCGGAACAGCUGCCACGGUGGGAUCAGAGGGCUGCUUCGACCUGAACAGGAAAGGGCAGGAUGAGGCCCACUGUGGGAGGAACAGAUACGGCUACAUCCCCUGCACCCCCAACAAUGUAAUGUGCGGCUCCAUCUUCUGCGAGGGAAGCGGGGACUCCAUCACGGGGAAAAAGGCGGUGUUCACCAGGCCGGGCAAGGCCCCGUGCCUGGUGGUGGUGGACGACGAGGGGAGCAGGCACCUGGACAUGGUGCCUGCCGGGAGCAGAUGUGGACACAAUAAGGUCUGCAUCAACAACCAAUGUGUGGACACGUCGGUGUACGGACUCAAGGACGAUUGCUCUAGGAAGUGCAACAACAGAGGGGUGUGUAACCACAAGAAGCAGUGCCACUGUGAUCCGGGCUGGGCGCCUCCUUACUGCGAAGAGCAGUACGUCGACCAGCACCAAGACCAAAGCGCGUUGAUCGCUGGUGUGGUUUCAGCGCUGGUCAUUCUCUUGGUAUUCAUCGCCGUGGCGAUAGGACUGAUGUGCUGUAAGAAGCGCAGGAAGGAGAACUAUCCUUCCAAAAGGAAGGUCCACUACACUCCGGGGAAGCUGAACCCCAUGUUCCAGGAGCAGGUCUCUAAUGGCAAACUGCAGAUCAGCGCGCCUACCUUCAUGGACAGCACGGCCACACACGCCUGCACCCCUCUGUUUGUGAGCGGGGUGCCCUGCCGGCCUGCCCCACAGCCGCCACAGAAAUCAACAGAGUCGAACGCUGCUCAAUCUGAGUCGCUGAAAACAGAACCUCCUUGUAGAUCCCCACCGCCCUUGAAUAGCAAGCAGGUGAGUCACUGAACCAAAGAGAAACACAGCAGUAAUCUUCUUAAUCUCUUUAUCUCAUUUCUGGGGGAAAAAGUGGUCCCAUACCAAGAAAAGCUAAAGUGGAGCCUGUCUAUUUCAACAAAGACGCCAUUGUGUGUUCAAUUGUAUUAUACAAACCUGACCUUUUGAACUCCUUCACACUGUUUACCGUCCAAAACGAUUGCGCCACCAGUGAUGAUCUCGGAGAAGUACAGCCCUUCUCCUGAUCACUCAAUAAAGUCCAGCCCUUCUCCGGUAUUGUCCAGUUCAUCACGGGUCUCCUCAGCCAAGCCCAGCCCCCCACCGACCCCGUCAGCAAAGCCUACUCCUUCUAUAUACCGUCCAGUCAUUUCCAGUCCACGACUAGUUCACCAAGUCCACUGCAGUCCUUCUCUGGUCCGGUCCAACCCUCCACCCCCAGUCCCCCCAGUCAAACCCAGUCCUUCUCUGGUCCGGUCCAAUCCACCACCAGUCCCUUCUACGAAGCCCAGUCCUUCUAUGAUCCGGUCAAACCCUCCACCACUCCCCCCAGUCAAGCCCAGUCCAUCUCCCGUCCGUCCAGUCAAAUCCAGCAGUGCUUCCCCCAUACCUCCAGUGAAGCCAUCCUCUUUCAAGACAUGAAUGUCCACAGAGGUGUGUCUUCAUCUCAGUGAGUGAUGCUGCUACUCUGCACGGUUUCAUGUAUUUAACCCCCUUAUAGAGUGUGUUGUACAGCCUCUCCUGCUGGCCCAGAAAGGCUUCAAGGCAAAGGCGGACAAUUGGCAGGACCCAGGGUUCUGAAGAAGAGCUUCCUGUGAGCAGCAACAACAGGAAGUCAACAUAAGUCUUGUAUGACUUGCGCUUAUACAAACAUUGUGGAACCCAUUUAAUGAUCGAAGACUGAUUUGCUUAUUUAGUUAAGAGGAGGAGAAGAAAGUUCCUUUUGAAGAGCCGUCUUUAUUAUGCACCUUUUUUUAAUGAGAAAGGAGACUCUUUCAUACAUGUUAUUUUUUCUGCUCAUUUGGUUCAAACGGCAGUCUGUGCCUUACGAAAUCUACUCCUUGCUUCUGCAGACGUGCUUCUACACUUCCUAAAACUCAAUGGUACCGGCGUUUUUUUUCACUUUUCUCAUGAAAUAAUUAAUUAUUUUGCCGUAACCUUUAAAGCAUUCCCAUCUCUACUUGUGUUGCAACUAUGCCUCCAUGACUUGGUGGCAACUAGACAAACCUGAUGAACCAAAUCAUCCGUGUUCUGGCAGCCAGCGGCCUAUUGGUCUGUGGAGUAUAAUGAUCAUGAGCUCCACGCCUGAGAAGGACCAUAGAGCUUCCAGUACAGUCACUUCAGUGUUAUUGGCAGAUGCUCCACAAUAGAGCAGUGUGUUUAUAUGCCUCAUGUAUGUACGUCCAUACGGAUGAGAAAAUUAAUGUAUUUACGGGGUAAAACAACCACACUUGAAACACUUGAGAAUCUUUGUACACCUCGGCAAAGUGCCGGACGUGCGAGACACGGGAAAAACGAUUUACACGAGGAGCACUUUAGCACUGCUUCAGUCGUGUUAUAAAGUUGACUCAUUGAUAAAUCGUAAAAGUGCAUUUUCUCAUAUGUUUUUUUGUUAGUCUCAAAGGAGCUCUGAUUUCUUUGUAAAUCACCAGUUUGUACAUGUGUGUUUUGUACAAAAGAGUCAGUAUUAAGUAAAAAAAAAAUCAAAUCGAAAUUGAAUGAUGUGUUACAUUCAGGGUUGGCCAGUAACACUUCACAUGUUUAAGCCUUCAUCCAGUAUUCUGCAUUCCUUUGCUUCAUACCUUUCCAGUGGGAGUAUAUAGUGUUAAGUGCAUAUCAAAGGGUGGAACAGCCAGUGUUCCAGUGUGUACUUCACUGCAUAAACAGUUUCUUCUCAUUACAGUUUUGCAACCCGUAAUGUAAACACAUGAGAUGAAGUAGAAGUCGAUAUAAACAGUACUGCUUGUGAAAACAGAACCAGCUCUUCAUCUGCUGGGAGAAAUAGAUCUGAGGCUCCUUGAAACGUUGAUCAAUUUCUAUUGCAUACACCAAUGUCAAAUGUAAUCGUUAUUGUUUCAUAUCUCCCGAUGAGGCGAGAAGGUGUAUGAACGCAACCUUGUGUCUCGAGUACAGCCACUGCUAAUGAUUACAACAACCCGAUGGUCUCAAAGAGUCCCCACCGUGGGAUGAGCUGAUGGGCUGCACAGGGAUCACAUCAGCAGUUUUACAUUUCUCUUUGUAGCCCGCUAAACAGUGAUCCACAUCCUUAUCCUUUUCAAAUCCUUUUUUCACAUAACAGCUGUCCAAAUAAGGACAGCACACAAAGAUAGAUGGAUAGACAAUGAUGUGCCUUAACUCAACUGAGCACAAGCGAGAGGAGUAUCUCGUGCGCCAAUGUUUUUUUGUAUUACUGCAUAAAUUCAACUGAAGUGAAACAUUUUGCAAUGGAAAUAAAAGACGAUAUCUCUUACAA